Messenger RNA from Mesocricetus auratus (golden hamster), 2170 nucleotides. RefSeq names its product ankyrin repeat domain 16 (gene Ankrd16). Bases 638 to 1720 code for a protein of 360 amino acids. The transcript is spliced from 7 exons. The record is from RefSeq and is a predicted model, not a curated record. NCBI's taxonomy places the organism in Eukaryota, Metazoa, Chordata, Mammalia, Rodentia, Cricetidae. Gene Ontology annotation, molecular function: protein binding.
CCCACAGCACACGUGGGUCGGGUAGGCUCCAGAGUGGUAGGCAGCGUGCAUUAUUCAGCUGUAGAGAGCCAGCCAUGCUCCGCGCCCCCCUCCGCCUCUGUAGCUACCACUGAAGCAGCCCGAGACCCCGACUGUGGCAGACAUAGGCUGUAAGGUGGAGAGUCAUACGGUGCUAGACCAGGCUGCAAAGCCCCACUGAUCCAUUUCAGGGCUUCUCGGUACAGCGGUGCACUACAUUCCGUUAGGUACUUCGUCCCCAGAUCACUCGGGUGCAAGGGACGGCUCCAAGAAGUCAGGUGCAUAACCUUAAUCCAAGGUCCCACCCUGAAGACUCGGCAUGUUUGGAGCGAAGUUAACAGAAUGACCUACGAGCGUGCUUGCUGUCGGUCCGGUGGCAGGAGGAGACACCAUUCCACACGGGCAAUUGUGAUUUCCAGACCAGUACUGGUGGCACAAAAAAAGACGCUGGCGGACAGGAUCCCGCUGAGGGGCGGAGCGUCUGGGAGAGCAGUCACGUGGAGGAAGCGGAAGCCCAACCCCUAUCUCAUCUUCUCUCCACCUAUUGUUGAACUGGUCUGUGUUUGGGAAGACUGGACCUCCGUCUUCCUCCUACUUUGGUCGCGCUUGGUCCAAGGUGAUGGCCCCGCCUGGGGAUCCGCGACGCCUCUGCAGGCUGGUGCAGGAAGGCCGGCUGCGCGCCCUGCAGGAGGAACUGGAAAGGGCCGGAGGCUUCCAGGGGCCAGCCGGGGACACCCUUCUCCACUGUGCGGCCCGGCACGGACGCCAGGACAUCCUGGCUUAUCUAGUGGAGGCUUGGAGUAUGGACAUCGAGGCUGCUAACCGAGACUACAAGCGGCCUCUGCACGAAGCUGCCUCUAUGGGCCACCGGGACUGCGUGCGCUACCUCCUGGACCGAGGUGCAGUCGUGGACUCCUUGAAGAAGGCUGACUGGACUCCUCUGAUGAUGGCUUGUACAAGGAAGAACCUUGAAGUGAUCCAGGACCUUGUGGAAUAUGGUGCCAAUCCACUCCUAAAGAACAAGGAUGGCUGGAACAGCUUCCACAUUGCCAGUCGAGAAGGCGACCCUGUGAUCCUCCGGUACUUGCUCACUGUCUCUCCAGAUGCUUGGAAAACAGAGAGCAAAAUUAGAAGAACUCCUUUACAUACUGCAGCAAUGCAUGGCUGUUUCGAAGCAGUACAGGAGCUUCUUGAUAGGUGUCACUAUGAACCAGACUGUAGAGAUAACUGUGGAGUCACGCCCUUCAUGGAUGCAAUUCAGUGUGGCCAUGUUGACAUAGCCAAGCUGCUCCUUGAAAAACACAAGGCUUGCUCUUCAGCUGAAGACAGCCUGGGGGCCCAGGCCCUACACCGGGCAGCAGUCACCGGGCAGGAUGAAGCCAUACGAUUCCUGGUGUCCUGCCUUGGCAUCGAUAUAGAUGUGAGAGCAAAGACCCAGCUCACAGCACUUCACUACGCAGCCAAGGAAGGACAGACGAGCACAGUUCAAACUCUGUUAUCCCUGGGUGCCGACAUCAACUCUAAAGAUGAAAGAAACCGCUCAGCCCUGCAUCUGGCCUGUGCAGGGCAGCAUGUGGCUUGCACCAAGUUCCUCCUGCAGUCAGGACUGAAGGAUUCUGAAGACCUAACAGGCACCCUGGCCCAGCAACUCACAAAGUGUAUAGAUAUCCUUCGGGACUUUGACCACACCAUGAAAUCAUAAGGACAUUUGAAGAAGGAGGCAAUGAAGUUCAUGGUAAUUCACAUCGUGCUUUUUCAGUUACUGACAGAUGAGUAAGUUAUUCCUCAGCCAGUGUUUUUGUCUCCUUCUGCCUUCCUUUCUUCAUGUUCCUCUGACAGAAGACUUGCCAAGUGACCAGGACUCUGGAUUCCUGGCUUGUCAUAUGAUCCUGAACAGAGCCUUUUUUUUUUCUUUUUUAAAGUGUCCUGGGAAUUGAACUCAGAGCCUUGCACAUGCCGAGCAAGUACUGUGCCACUGAGCUACAUCGCCAGCCCCAUAGUUUGUUUUUCUAGCCUUCGAGUAGAAGGAGAUUAAAUAUGAGUCUUGGGUUUCCCUAGCAAAGAAUGUAAUGUGAAUGAAUGUAAUAUAUACCCUUCUUUAAGUGUAUGAAAAUGUAAUAAAACCAGAAAUACAAAUUGCUGUUUACACAAA